Paramacrobiotus metropolitanus is the source of this 279-nucleotide messenger RNA. RefSeq lists its product as uncharacterized. The record is from RefSeq and is a predicted model, not a curated record. The transcript has 2 exons. Lineage: Eukaryota; Metazoa; Tardigrada; Eutardigrada; Parachela; Macrobiotidae. Bases 1 to 279 code for a protein of 92 amino acids.
AUGUCGUAUCCUAAUCGAUGGUGUGAUCUUCGGAGUACUUUCGGACGAUCUCAUGGGUCUGUGGCGCGAAUUUUUUAUCAUACGCUGCGAUUGGUUGACUGUAUGAUCGGUAACCUUUACGGAGCGAAAGAAGGAUCCAUGCACGACAGUAGGAUGUUUGCCGAAAGCAAUUUUUUGCAACACUUCCGCGAAAAACAAGCUCCAUUUAACCAGCGAUAUUAUAUUUAUGGAGAUUCAGGAUACGGCCGAAAAGAUUUGUUGAUAAAACCAUUUUCUUAA